CUGCGGCGGCGGGCGCGGCAACGUCUCCCGGAAGUGGAGCCCGGGACUUCCACUCGUGCGUGAGGCGAGCGGAGCCGGAGACAAGACCAGAGGCCGAACUCGGGUUCUGACAAGAUGGCUGGGCUGCCCCGCAGGAUUAUCAAGGAAACCCAGCGUUUGCUGGCAGAACCCGUUCCUGGUAUUAAAGCAGAACCAGAUGAAAGCAACGCCCGUUAUUUUCAUGUGGUCAUUGCUGGCCCCCAGGAUUCCCCCUUUGAGGGAGGGACUUUUAAACUUGAACUAUUCCUUCCAGAAGAAUACCCAAUGGCAGCCCCUAAAGUACGUUUCAUGACCAAAAUAUAUCACCCUAAUGUAGACAAGUUGGGAAGAAUAUGUUUAGAUAUUUUGAAAGAUAAGUGGUCCCCAGCACUGCAGAUCCGCACAGUUCUGCUAUCGAUCCAGGCUUUGUUAAGUGCUCCCAAUCCAGAUGAUCCAUUAGCAAAUGAUGUAGCGGAGCAGUGGAAGACCAACGAAGCCCAAGCCAUAGAAACAGCUAGAGCAUGGACUAGGCUAUAUGCCAUGAAUAAUAUUUAAAUCGAUCUGAUCAUCAAGUGUACCACUUCUCCUGUUCUGCCAAGACUUCUUCCUUUUUUGUUUGCAUUUAAUGGACACAGUCUUAGAAACAUUACAGAAUAAAAGCCCAGACAUCUUCAGUCCUUUGGUGAUUAAAUGCACAUUAGCAAAUCUAUGUCUUGUCCUGAUUCACUGUUGUAAAGCAUGAGCAGAGGCUAGAAGUAUCAUCUGGAUUGUUGCGAAACGUUUAAAAGCAGUGGCCCCUCUCCUGCUUUUAUUCAUUUUCCCCAUCAUGGUUUAAGUAUAAAGCACUGUGAAUGAAGGUAGUUGUCAGGGUUAGCUGCAGGGGUGUGGGUGCUUUUCUUUAUUUUAUUUUUAUUUUUGAGGAGGGAGGUAGUUUAAUUUUAAUUUUAUGAGCUUCUCCCCCCCCCUUUUAUGGUGAUCUAAUUAAAUGCAUUGGUUAAAAGCAGCUAACCAGUUCUUUAGAAUAUACCCUCUAGCCAAGUCUAACUUUAUUUAGACACUGUAGAUGGACAAGCUUGAUUGUUUGAAUGAAAAUGGGAACAUUAAACAAACAUCACAGCCCUCACUAAUAACAUUGUGACUUUGCUGUCAAGUGUAGAAUCCUCCCUUCAAAAAAGAAGCUUGUGACCAUUUUGUAUGGCUUGUCUGGAAACUUCUGUAAAUCUUAUGUUUUAGUAAAAUAUUUUUUGUUAUUCUACUUUGCUGUUGUACAGUUUAUUUUACUGUGUUUAUUUUCGUUUUCCCAAUGUGACAAUCGUAUUUAAAAAUUAAAACUCUGAUGGAACAUUCUGUUUUGGUCUUCACCAUCUGACAAAUUAAAUGGCAAGAGGUUGAUUUUGCCAGUUCCUUUCCCCUGACGCAAAUUUGUGUUAAGCUGUUACUGAAUGGAGUAUUUAUCAACUUGGCCUGAGCAUGCAUACAGCAUCAGUAUCUCCAUUUCUUUCCUCCUAGAAAUUUAAAGUAAAUGUACUUACCUUUAUGAUUAUAGUUAGAUCAUUGGUGUCUUGCCACAAUGUUUGAAAAUUACUUUACAGGAGAGUCACAGCAAAGAAGCAGUUGUGAUCAAUAUGUAGGACUUUCACAUGUUGGCCAUACUCAUUUAAUUGGGUUAUGACCUUUUUCUUAAUUCUUGGUUGAAAACUUCAUAUGUGACCACUGGCGUGUGUUAUUAAAGAAACAAUGAUGUGAUAAUCAUUUGAGGUUUGCUGAAGCAUUUGUUAGUCUUGCUUAUAUAAAGACCUGAUGAGCAAAUCUCAAGCAGUUUGCUAAGUGUCAUUAGAAAAGGUUUCUUUUAAUCUUUGAGAACAUCAAUCCUCAGCUAAUGAUUCUUGCUUUCAUCCUUACAGUAUUUGCCAUGGGAGCUCUUUUAUUCUUUUAAUUUGCUAUUCAGUAAUUUUUUUCUUCAUUGACAGUUUCUCUCUACCCCCUGCAACCGUACUUUCUCAACCCCCUACAUCUGAUUUCUGAUUCUUGUUAUUUUUAAGUCAUAAUGUAGCCAGUCAUAAGUAUGUAAAUGUUAACUUGCAGGUUGGAACCUUUGUCUCUUGCAAUUUAAGGUAAUUGAUAUUGUAGCCAAUUUGAAUUUACCCCACUCUUACUCUCGUAACUUCUGGAGUUUCUUCAGAAUGUGGUGUAUUUUAUUGUGCUCCUAUGUAAGAUGAAGAAUUAUCUAUUAAAAUUACAUUUUCAACAUUUGAAA
Molecule: messenger RNA, 2275 nt
Organism: Choloepus didactylus (southern two-toed sloth)
Lineage: Eukaryota; Metazoa; Chordata; Mammalia; Pilosa; Megalonychidae
Gene: UBE2N
Product: ubiquitin conjugating enzyme E2 N
Exons: 4
Coding region: 115-573 (152 amino acids)
Source: RefSeq, a predicted model, not a curated record